Plectropomus leopardus (leopard coralgrouper) is the source of this 2119-nucleotide messenger RNA. RefSeq lists its product as uncharacterized. Lineage: Eukaryota; Metazoa; Chordata; Actinopteri; Perciformes; Serranidae. The record is from RefSeq and is a predicted model, not a curated record. Gene Ontology annotation, biological process: regulated exocytosis. Gene Ontology annotation, cellular component: trans-Golgi network membrane; lysosomal membrane.
ACUUAAGUGGGCGGAGGAAAAUCCUAGUAUUUUGUCCGUCUUGAAAUUUGAUUCAGAAGUUCAGGAUCCUGGAAGACAAAAAGCAAACGGAGGGGGAGGGAAGAAAGGCAGAGAAGGACGGAGAGGUUUUUUUUUUACUGCGAGAAGAGUAAACUCACCAAAUACUCUGCAACCUCCGACUAAAGCAGUGUGACUAUGAGCACCUCGGGGCUUCAGGCCACUAACCGGCAGAAUGCGAAGGAGCUUGACAGCAUGAAGGAGUCCAUCAGCGACAUCAUCAACCAGCUCCAGGACAUCGACCCCACCAGGCUCUCCUUCUCCCCCUUCCUGGACCUGGACACGCAGAUCUCCUUGGCGCCGGUGUCAGACAGCCCAGAGUCCUCGGUGGAGGAGCUGCACUCGUCCUCCCACUCCGUCUCCGGCUCCCAGCGCUCCCUUGAACAGCCACCAGCGACCAAUCAGCUGAGGAGCUCUGCUCCCUGCCACCAGCAGCCCGGCGACGACCUCCCAGUGGAGCCACAAGCAGAUCAGACAGAGGAGGGGGAGCUGGAUCAAACUCUUUCCAGUCCGAUCAUCACAGCACACAAUUUGGACGCCGCAAUGGAAAACCGCAUCAGCUUUCCAACCCCAGCCUCACAGGGAGACAUUCCCAACGGCACAGACACACCGAGAUGGAGUCCAGAAUCCACCACUCUGGACUGCACAGUGGAUGAGGGUCGGCCUCUGAUAGGCCCCCCGCCAGAAAGCGUGGAGCUGACUGUGUGGAGCUCAGAGGGGCGGAGAGAGACUUGUGAGGCCACAGAGGAGGCUUCAGAUCGGGGACGAUGCUGCUGCCGCUGCUGCCAGUGUAAAUGCUGUCAGAGUGGCCGAGUUCCUGCUUUCUUCUCAGUGCUGGCUUCUCUUCUGUGCGCAGCUGGGAUCCUCUAUGCACUCUAUUUCUAUGUCCCUAUAAAACCCCCCGACUGCCCCGACACAACCAGCCGCAUCGUUUUCACCCUCUGCUGCUGCGUGGUGGCAGCCGUCCCCAUCCUGCUGGCGAUGCUCAUGGGUGCAGCGUGCCAGUUCUGCACAGCCUCCUUCGGUCUGCAGGAGUCGUUUCCCAGAAGACAGGCGGUGCAGCAGCUGUUUGUCACGGCGUCGUUGGAGCAGUUACUCCUCUAUAUCCUCAACCUUGUCGUUAUGGCCGCUUUACUUCCUCAAGACCAGCUGAAGUUGGUGCCUAUACUGGUCACCAUGUUUAUCUUUGGAAGGCUUGUUUACUGGGUCAGCCUGAACGUGUGCAGCUCCUGGCGAGGCUUCGGCUCCGGCCUGACCGUCUUCCCGCUCAUCGCCAUGGUGGCUCUCAAUCUGUUCCUCAUCUACACCCUGAAUCUCAAGGAGCCACUUUUUGGCUCUCAGGACAUCCUCUAUAAUCAGGUCACCCCCUCUUCCUGGUCAGGGGAGACAUCACAGAGCCCGAGUGGCAAACCAGACGUCCUACCCACAGACAUCCUGGACGCUCAGUGAGGAGGCGAGCUGUGCUUUCUUCUUUCAGAGGAGGAGAUCUUUUCCUAAAAUAGGCCAUUCCUGUGGUCUGCAGUUCAGCACAGCAACACACGCUGCCACCAUGACCUCCAAGUCUGUGACGGCUUAACUUGUAUUUUUGCUCCUCCUAUACAGGACUUUUUUAAAAUGUGGAUUCAUGCUUAUUAUCUGAAAUGCAAGAGCUCUUUCCCUGCUAGUGGCAGAGGACGCCUUUGGACAAUGCUGUAGUCUUAAAACAUCUGUCCUUUUAAGCUAUUCCAGUGCCUAUAUUUAAUGUUUUGAACUCUUAAGUACUUUUAACAGCUCUGCUAUAUAUAUGGCUGAAUUUGGUUUGACCUAAAAACCCACACGCAAAGCAACUGCAGUCGUCAGACUUUAUUAUAAUUUUAAUGUGCCCAGAAAGUUUGUACCUGAUGAAGACAGAAUAAAAGCCAUUCGUAAAAAUGUCUUUCAUCUUUUCCAGUUUUUAGUUCCCUCUCUGACUUUGACCUGUUUGACUGAGCAGCUAUUCCUGGAGGAGCUGCAGUGUGUGUUUUCAGUGCUGGGACUGUCAUUAUGUGAUAACACGCUCUCGAUGUUCUCUGGUUGCUCUCCA